This is a messenger RNA of Meloidogyne enterolobii, 795 nucleotides long. Lineage: Eukaryota; Metazoa; Nematoda; Chromadorea; Rhabditida; Meloidogynidae. The record is from the annotation of a GenBank genome assembly.
AUGUUGAAACAAAAAAGUACAUUGCCUGGCAAUUUUAUACUGUUUGGGGGAGUUUUAAAUCAGGCCUAUUUAGAAUUAACAAUGAAUUGGCUUUGUAAUAUUUAUGGACUUCCAAAAAUUAAAAAAAUUGGGAAGAAUAAUAAAAAGAGGCUAAUUAAUUUAAAUGAGGGAAAUAUUGAGUUAUUAAAUGUUACUUUAUUUGUUGGGUUGGAUUCAGGCAAAAUAUGUUCGCAAAUCAUCAAAAAACAAAAAGCUUUGGACGAACCUUUGAGUUGGGGUAGACUACGUUAUGUGCAAAUACUUAAUGCACGUGCACAAUUACUAUCAAAAUUGGGAGAGGAAUCAAUUCCUUUUGUUUUGGCCGAAAGCGAUGCUAUUUGGUUAAGGAAUCCAUUUGAAGAAUUAUUUCCAAAUCUAAAUUCAUUGGAUGAUGUGGAUUUAGUGUUGCCUUUAAAUUCUCAAAGCGGGACUAUUAAAGGGCAGAGAUUUGCUUUUGAUCCAAUGUUUGCUUUUGCAACAAAUGCUACUAUAUUGGCUUUGCAAAGGAUGAAUAAAUUAUUAAAUGGAGAGAAUUCUUCGAUUUCCUUGAUGGAUCAGGAUGUCCUUAACCAAUUAUGUUUUAGUCAAUAUUCUGGACUUGUCUGUCGUGAUUUUGAUAGGUCAGAUAUAGCCGAUGGUGCCUGGCUUAAAUUAAGUGAAACAGAAAGGCUUAGAGCUGCUAAAAAAUUUGGGCAUUGGCCUUAUAUUGUAAAUAAUAAUUUUUAUGUUGGAGUGCAUAAUAAAAUGGCUAGGUAA